CAGCCCCGCCCCUACCUGUGCGAGUCUGGCCACCCGCUCCCAGUCGAUAAAAGGCGCCGGUCCCCCGAAGGUCAGCGAGUUCGCCCUCUCCACGCCCGUCCGUAGGGUCCAGCCACGAUGUCCGUCCACUUCAGCUCUCGCUCCACAGCCUUCCCCAGCCGCGGCGCCCAGGUGCACCUGAGCUCAGGGCGCCGGGGCGGCUUCGGCAGCAGCAGCCUCUAUGGCCUGGGCGCCUCGCGGCCGAGCGUGGCAGUGCGCUCUGCCUAUGCGCGCCCGGUGGGCGCCGGCAUCCGCGAGAUCACCAUCAAUCAGAGCCUGCUGGCCCCGCUGCGGGUGGACAUCGACCCCUCCAUCCAGCAGGUGCGCCAGGAGGAGCGCGAGCAGAUCAAGACCCUAAACGACAAGUUUGCCUCCUUCAUCGACAAGGUGAGGUUCCUGGAACAGCAGAACAAGCUGCUGGAGACCAAGUGGGCGCUGCUGCAGGAGCAGAAGUCUGCCAAGGGCAGCCGCCUCCCUGGAGUGUUUGAGGCCCAGAUUGCAGGACUGCGGGGGCAGCUGGAGGCUCUGCAGGUGGACGGGGGCCGCCUGGAGGUGGAGCUGCAGAGCAUGCAGGAUGUGGUGGAUGACUUCAAGAAUAAGUAUGAAGAUGAAAUUAAUUGUCGCACGGCUGCUGAGAAUGAGUUUGUGGUGCUGAAGAAGGAUGUGGAUGCUGCCUACAUGAACAAGGUAGAAUUGGAGGCCAAGGUGGAUGCUCUGAAUGAUGAGAUCAACUUCCUGAAGACCCUCAAUGAGACAGAGCUGACAGAGCUGCAGUCCCAGAUCUCGGACACAUCUGUGGUCCUGUCCAUGGAUAACAGCCGCUCCCUGGACCUGGACGGCAUCAUCGCUGAGGUCCGUGCCCAGUAUGAGGAGAUCGCUAACCGCAGCCGGGCUGAGGCUGAGGCCUGGUACCAGAGCAAGUUUGAGACCCUCCAGGCCCAGGCUGGGAAGCAUGGGGAUGACCUGCGGAACACCCAGAAGGAGAUUGCAGAGAUGAACCGGGCCAUCCACAGGUUACAAGCUGAGAUUGACAACAUCAAGAACCAGCGUGCCAAGUUGGAGGCUGCCAUUGCUGAGGCUGAAGAGCAUGGGGAACUGGCCCUCGAGGAUGCUCGUGCCAAGCAGCAGGAGCUGGAGGCUGCUCUACGCCAGACCAAGCAGGACAUGGCCCGGCAGCUUCGUGAGUACCAGGAGCUGAUGAAUGUCAAGAUGGCCCUGGACAUUGAGAUUGCCACCUAUCGCAAGCUGCUGGAGGGCGAGGAGCAGAGGUUGACUGGAGAUGGAGUCGGAGCUGUGAACAUUUCCACGACCAUUGGUGGCAGUAGCACGCUGACCUUCGGGGGAACCAUGGGCACCAAUGCCCUGAGCUUCUCCAGCAGUGCUGGGCCCAGGGCCCUGCAGGCCUAUUCCAUCAGGACUCCAUCCAUCGGCCACAAGAGUGUCCGCAACUGAGUCUCAUUCCCCUGCCCAUAGUCACAGGGAGACCCCCAUCCCUGCCUCCUUUUCCAGGUCUCACAACAGUCUGAAAAAUGAUAUCAGAAUUCAAUGCUUACAAUAAAGCAGCAUCUUUGAGGCCUGCAUGA
This is a messenger RNA of Otolemur garnettii (small-eared galago), 1622 nucleotides long. It is a transcript of the gene KRT7, whose product is annotated as keratin 7. The transcript has 9 exons. Gene Ontology annotation, cellular component: keratin filament. Gene Ontology annotation, biological process: intermediate filament organization; keratinization. The coding region runs from base 118 to 1491 and encodes 457 amino acids. NCBI's taxonomy places the organism in Eukaryota, Metazoa, Chordata, Mammalia, Primates, Galagidae. The record is from RefSeq and is a predicted model, not a curated record. Gene Ontology annotation, molecular function: structural constituent of skin epidermis.